UAAAAACCCCGACAAACCAUUUUGUGAGUUCAUAAUAACUCACACCUAUUUAUACUUUCAACUUCUUGUUGUCAGAACUUGCAAAACAAAUAUAGAAAUAGUGGAAAACAAAGCUUCUAGAGAGAGAUAAAGAGCUACUUCUUCUCUUGUGAAUUUGUUUCCAUUUCUUGUUUUGAAAAUGGUGAAUGAAUGAAUGAGUGAAAUUAUUAUUUCAUAAAUGGAGAAAACAGAAGAAGCUUGUUUUUGUUUUUUCUGUUUUCAUUUUAAUCACAGAAGAAGACAACAUGGAGUCAAGUUCAAACAACAAAAACAAAAACAACAAACAGUAGAUUCAUCUUCAUGUUUUAAACUCCCUCCAGUCACUUCAAUGUUUGUUUUCAUUCUCCUGCUGUUUUCUCCGACCAUCUCAGCCAAAAAACUCCGGCAAGAUCACCAAAUAUUCCGGCCACGUGAAGAAUCCAACAAGAUGAAGCUAGUUCAAGCUCAUCUUAAAAAGAUCAACAAACCUUUUGUCAAAUCAAUUCAGAGUCCGGAUGGUGAUAUAAUAGAUUGCGUUGUAACGCAUCAUCAACCAGCUUUUGAUCAUCCUAAGUUGAAAGGGAAAAAACCAUUGGAUCCACCGGAGAGACCAUAUAGGCAUGAUCAAGCAGAAAACAGGUCUGAAAAUUAUCAGUUAUGGAGUUUAUCGGGCGAAUCAUGUCCCGAAGGAACAAUUCCGAUUAGACGAACAAGCGAACAAGACAUUUUACGAGCUAAUUCGAUACAAAGAUUUGGUCGAAAAGCUAGACCGAUUAGAAGAGACACUUCUAGCUAUGGUCAUGAGCAUGCAGUUGGGUAUGUGAGUGGAAAUAAAUAUUAUGGAGCAAAAGCAAGCAUAAAUGUGUGGGCUCCAAGGGUAGCCAACAGAUAUGAAUUCAGUUUAUCACAAAUGUGGGUUAUAUCUGGGUCAUUUGGAAAUGAUCUAAACACCAUUGAAGCUGGCUGGCAGGUAAGCCCAGAGCUAUAUGGGGACAACUAUCCUCGAUUCUUCACUUAUUGGACGACAGAUGCAUACCAGACAACAGGAUGCUACAACUUGUUAUGUUCAGGAUUUAUACAAACAAACAAUAGGAUUGCGAUCGGUGCUGCAAUAUCUCCAAGAUCUGUAUAUAACGGGGGACAAUUUGACAUCACUUUAUUGAUAUGGAAGGAUCCAAAGCAUGGAAAUUGGUGGUUGGAAUUCGGGUCAGGAACCUUGGUCGGGUAUUGGCCCGCUUCCUUGUUCACUCACCUUCGAGAUCACGCAAGCAUGGUUCAAUUUGGUGGAGAAAUUGUGAACAGUCGGGCUUCGGGUUCGCACACUUUAACCCAAAUGGGAAGUGGACAUUUUUCAGGUCAAGGAUUCGGUAAAGCUUCGUAUUUUAGGAACAUGCAAGUGGUUGAUUGGGGUAACAAUUUAAUCCCAUUGUCCGGUUUUAAAAUAUUAGCCGAUCAUCCAAAUUGUUACGAUAUUAGAGGUGGAAGUAAUAGGGUCUGGGGUAAUUAUUUUUACUACGGUGGACCCGGUAAGAAUCCAAGGUGUCCGUAAAAUGACGUGGCGUGUUGGUAUUGAUUGUGAGCAUAUGAUCAAAAGUUUUGAAAUUUUUGUCUUUAGUUUUCCUUGUUAGAUGUGUUAGGUUUUUUCUUUGUUUUUAUUUUCUAACACAUGUUUGAUUAAUUAUAAAAUGUUGUUAGUCAGGACAUAAUGUAAAGUUACAGUUUCGAUAGUUGAUAUUAAAUUAAUAUAAGAAGAAAUUGAGUGUUUUAUUA
Helianthus annuus (common sunflower) is the source of this 1788-nucleotide messenger RNA. RefSeq lists its product as uncharacterized. The transcript is spliced from 7 exons. Lineage: Eukaryota; Viridiplantae; Streptophyta; Magnoliopsida; Asterales; Asteraceae. The coding region runs from base 218 to 1567 and encodes 449 amino acids. The record is from RefSeq and is a predicted model, not a curated record.